UGUCAAACUAAAUUGUCACGAGAAAAAAAAUAACGUAAACAAAAAUCAAACAUUCCAUUUUCCUUUGAAUAAUCUCCAAAAUAAUCGUGCCACAAUGGUAAUAUUAAACUCAUUCGCUCAUCCCGACUCGAAUAUAGUCCACCAGCAAAGAAACGUACGAGCGAUUUUGAAUAAAAAAGAUUUGGGAAUCGGUACAUUGUUCAUCAGCGAAAGAACACUAUGCUGGCAAGAAAAAGACGAUGCAGGCUUUUCAAUCGGUUACCCAGAUGUAACUUUGCACGCAAUUUCCAAAGACGAAACAAUCUAUCCCACUCAAUGUGUCUACAUAAUGGUUGAUGGUUAUAUUACCAUGCCAGGAGAUGAGUCUCACAUUGAAGAGGACAGCGACGAUGCUGAAUCAGAAACUGAAAUAAGCGAAAUAAUUCUAGUACCAACUGAAGAAACCAGUGAAAAUUUAAACGGUAUUUAUGAGGCGAUUAAAAUAUGCCAAGAGAAAAAUCCAGAUCCUGAUGAUAUGGAUGAAGAUGAUGAUUAUUUGUAUGAGGAUGCUGAAGAAGAUCACGGGGAUGAUGGUGGUAGAGGUGCUGGAGGUGAUACAGCUGCUAUAGAUAUUUCCAGAAGAAUGGAAGAAAUCUCAGUUAACAUUAAUUAUAAUAAUACAGAAAAUGGUAACGACGAAGAAGAAUUUGAAGAUGCAGAUUAAUUUGUAAUAAUUUAUUAGAAUAAGGAUUUUUUUUUUAAUAAUAAUAACUGCAGAUUUCUUAAUUUAUUCAGAAGGCAACAUUAAUAAUCCCCUAGUUAAUUGACUGUCGCACAAUUUGGGUGUUUCAAUGUCGCUUCUGGCUCUUAAAUUUAAUUCACUGUUGGCAAUUUUCCAGUUAUCGUCGCUCAAAGGGUCUCUUGCUAAGCCAAAUACUUGCUCAAAUACUCCAGCAAUUGUAUUAUUAAUGUAAAGAGUGCCACAGGAUAAAACUAAAACUAGUCCGUGUGGGUCCAUUCUGCCUUGGAUGCCUUCCUUUGUCUCAUUUGGUUUAAAAUGUAUGUUGUAUUGGAUUUUAAUGUUUUUUAAGGUUUUUGUUAUUUCUUCUGGGUCAUUGUUGAUUUCCUUUGUAUCGCAAUUACCGUUUUUGUGCAUAUUU
Messenger RNA from Ceutorhynchus assimilis (cabbage seed weevil), 1139 nucleotides. Lineage: Eukaryota; Metazoa; Arthropoda; Insecta; Coleoptera; Curculionidae. The record is from the annotation of a GenBank genome assembly.